AUGAACUUGGCUGCCACCAGUCUUAGUGAGGGUUUCCUCCCUGGGUUUGAAAGGCCGUGCACAGCAUCAAAGAUGCACCGCUUCCAUGUGGUGGGGACAACAGGCCGUGGCUGUCCUGUGGAGAUGUCGCAGAGCAGCCUUGUGCCGCCUUCACCAAAGGUGGUGUCUGUCAGCUGUAAUCCAGUGGCCACAGUCCUGAGUGACUGCACCUCUGGAAAACCUUCAGUCUGUCCAUGCUGUAUUAAACACCUGCCUUUGUCGGCUUCCAGGUUCUCGCUAUUGUUGCUGGAUUUGGAGGAAUACUAUUUUGAACAGCACACAGCAUACCAAGUGACAAGCAAUUCAGCCAAGGAGAGGAAAAUUAGAGGGUCGUUUAAGGUCUGUUCCAGAUCUGUCAUUUUUGAUCCAGAUGACAUUGCAGAGCCAAUUUUAAAGAUCCUCCUACGUGACUGUAAGAAGAUUGAAUUUUUGGAGAGAGACAGUAACCCUUUCAAUGAGACAAAGCCGUCUGUCAUCUCUAUUGUAUGUGGUCAGGUGUUUUACAUCAAAGAAAGCAACAUCAUAACACCAUACCGAACUGAAAGGGGACAAAACAGAUUCACCUUUCAGCUGGAAAUUUGGAGCAAAACGGAAGAUGUUGUUCAAACUAUUCUUCAGCUACACAGGGCAUCCUGUCUGGUGAAGCUUGGAGACCAGACGGCAAUGAUUGCAGCCAAUUUGCAGUCAAGACUGGCAAGGUCAUCAUUUGACAAAAACUGCUUUCAGAAUGUUGUGGAGAAGCCUCACAUGGAGUGUGAAGCAGAGAUGGUCAUGCCUCUGGUGUGUAAUCCUGGACAUGUCUGCAUUACAGAUGCAUAUCUCUACUUCCAGCCAUUAAAUGGCUAUCCAGAACAGGUGAUUGAAAUCAAACUCAACAGAGUCAGGUGGAUUUACAAAAGGCGACAUGGACUCAAACCUCUGGGUCUUGAAGUGUUCUGCACUGAGAAUGACUUCUGCUCUGACAUCUACCUGAAGUUUUACAACACAGCAGAAAGAGAUGAGAUCUAUUAUUACAUUGCAACAUUUCUGGAGAACCACAUGACAGAGCACACUGCAGAGAGUUACAUGCUGCAGUGGCAGCGUGGCCAUCUCAGUAACUACCAGUAUCUUCUCCAUCUCAACAACCUGGCAGAUCGCAGCUGUAAUGACCUCUCCCAGUAUCCUGUCUUCCCGUGGGUCAUUGCAGACUACACCAGUGCACAGCUGGAUUUGACAAACGCUGCAACCUUCAGAGACCUGAGCAAACCUGUGGGAGCCUUAAACAAAGAGCGACUGGACGGUUUGUUGGCCCGUUACAGAGGCAUGCCUGAACCUCGCUUCAUGUAUGGCAGUCACUACUCAUCUCCAGGCUACGUACUGUUUUACCUGGUUAGAGUUGCUCCAGAGCACAUGUUGUGUCUUCACAAUGGUCGCUACGACCAUGCUGAUCGAAUGUUUAAUAGCAUAGGUGAAACGUGGAAAAACUGCUUAGAAGGUGCCACAGACUUCAAAGAGUUGAUUCCAGAGUUUUAUGGGAAUGAUUCCAGUUUCCUUGAAAACAAACUGGGUAUUGACUUGGGCAGAAGGCAGAAUGGAAGCUCAGUCGGUGAUGUCAUUCUGCCACCUUGGGCCUCAGACACUAGUGAUUUUCUUCAGAAGAACAGGUUGGCACUGGAGAGUCAGUAUGUGUCUGAGCACCUUCAUGAGUGGAUUGACUUGGUUUUUGGCUUUAAGCAGAGAGGAAGUGAAGCUGUAGCUGCCCAUAAUGUGUUUCACCCCCUGACCUAUGAAGGUGGCAUUGACUGUGACAGUAUUGAGGAUCCUGACCAGAGAAUCGCCAUGCUGACUCAGAUUUUGGAGUUUGGACAGACACCCAAGCAGCUGUUCACCGGCCCCCACCCUCAGAGGAUCACACCCCGGUUCCACAACAUCACCCAAAGCCACAGCAUCAGCACACCUGAUGAACUGUCUCCAGCUUCACCGAGUGAGGAAUCUUUUGAAGACUUGACAGAGGAGAGCAGGAAGUUAGGCUGGACAAACAUGGGAAAUCUUAAAAUCGUCUCCGGCCACAAAAUCCACAAAGAGGCCGUGACGGGCAUCACUGUGAACCGAGAUGCAACAGCUAUUUUCUCCACUUCCCAAGACUCGACCCUUAAAAUGUUUUCCAAAGAACUGAAGGAUUUUCAGAGAAGCAUGUCCUUCUCAAACAUGGCAUUAUCAUCAUGUUUGAUGCUGCCAGAUGGAAAAACUGUGGUUUGUUCUUCAUGGGAUAACAAUAUUUACUUUUACUCGGUCCCGUACGGCAGACGGCAGGACACACUGAUGGGCCACGAUGACGCUGUGAGCGAGAUGUGUUGGUUUGACGAGCGGCUUUACACAGCAUCCUGGGAUUCCACUGUCAAGGUGUGGCAGUGUUCUUCUGAUGGUAAAUCCAGUCACAGGAGAUCCCAUUUUGAGCUGCUGGCUGAGUUAGAACAUGAUGCCGGAGUCAACACUGUUGCUUUGAGUCCAGCUGGGACGCUGCUGGUAUCUGGUUGUAAAGAUGGAAUCAUCACCAUAUGGGACACUAGCAGCUAUGGAAUACUGCAGCAAGUCUGCUGUCACAAAGGAACCAUUCACCAAGCUGCUUUCAGUCCCGAUAGCCGACACAUUCUCAGCAUCAGUACUGACUGCUUCAUGAAGGUAACAGACGUCCAGACGGGGAUGGUGAUCUCUUCGGUGAAAGCUGAGGAGGAGCAGAGGUGUUUCUGUUGGGACGGGAACUCGGUCCUGUGUGGGGGUCAGUUUGGUAACCUUCUUUUGUGGGACCUCCUCAACAACAGCAUCACUAACAAGAUCCCUGGACACUCUGGUGCUGUCACAGCCAUGUGGAUGAAUGAGCUGUGCACCACAGUAAUCACAGGAGGCGAGGACAGACAAAUUGUCUUCUGGAAAGUCACUUGUUAAAGAACCAUCCACAUAGAGACUUUGCAGUACAAUAUGCUGGAACUCAUGGG
Molecule: messenger RNA, 3014 nt
Organism: Thalassophryne amazonica
Lineage: Eukaryota; Metazoa; Chordata; Actinopteri; Batrachoidiformes; Batrachoididae
Gene: nsmaf
Product: neutral sphingomyelinase (N-SMase) activation associated factor
Exons: 31
Coding region: 1-2964 (987 amino acids)
Molecular function (GO): protein binding
Source: RefSeq, a predicted model, not a curated record